Labeo rohita (rohu) is the source of this 8504-nucleotide messenger RNA. RefSeq lists its product as uncharacterized. The transcript has 3 exons. Bases 2765 to 3622 code for a protein of 285 amino acids. The record is from RefSeq and is a predicted model, not a curated record. Lineage: Eukaryota; Metazoa; Chordata; Actinopteri; Cypriniformes; Cyprinidae.
ACAUUGUAUGGGUCAAAUUAUCAAUUUUUCUUUUAUGCCAAAAAUCAUUAGGAUAUUAAGUAAAGAUCAUGUUCCAUGAAGAUAUUUAGUAAAUUUCCUACAGUAAAUAUAUCAAAACUUAAUUUUUAAUUAGUAAUAUGCAUUGCUAAGAACAUAAUUUGGACAACUUUAAAGGUGAAUUUUUUUUUUUUUCAAUAUUUCGUGUUUUUUUUUGCACCCUCAGAUUCCAGAUUUUCAAAUAGUUGCAUCUCAGGCAAAUAUUGUCUUAUCCUAACACACCAUACAUCAAUGGAAAGCUUAUUUAUUCAGCUUUUUGGUAUGUAUAACUUUCAAUUUCGAAAAAUGGACUCUUACGACUGGUUUUGUGGUCCAGGGUCGCAUUUUUGGGUAUUUUGUUUUGUUGUUUUUUUUUUUUUUGAAAAACCUACUGUUGUGAAUUAGUCAAAGGUUUUUCACCUGAUUGGAACCAAAUGAGUGCAGCAAGGGACAUAAAAAUGACCCAUUAGUCAGAUCGACUCAAAAAUUGGUAUGCCGUGUCUUUGUCCAAAGUGCCACAAGUGUCUGCAAGGAAAGAAAUCAGCCACUAGUUGGUGCUAACGAGUUUAUUUCAUACUUUUGAUACAGUGAUGGGACGCCUUUAUUAAAAUGCCUAGAACUCUUGAAUGGAAAGAGAUAUUUUUGCUAAACUCAGAACACAUAUGUAAGAGCUCGAUCUAAGGUCACAGUAAAAAAAUCUGUGGAGUUUGGCCACUUGGUGGCGCUGUAACGGGGAAAAAAAAAGGUAAAAACAGUUAUGGCUACAAACCCGUUAAUCCGAUUUACUGAAAAAUUUGUAUUCCAUGUCUUUGUCUAAAGUGUCACAAGUUUCUACGAGGACAUUUGUGUAUCUAAAAAAAAAAAAUUCAUCAGCCAAUGAAAUUUGAGCACCUGUUAGACAAGGUUAAAGGUGGCGGAUUGGAAUGAAACUCGGUGGGCAUGUUCGACUCAUGGCCCUAGAGGUCUUGAAGAAUUUUGAAAGAAUUUGUCCACUAGUUGACGCUAACGAGUUUUAUGCCUCUGUAAUCACGUGGUGUUUCACACAUCCACACAGUAUUCACAUCAUUUGAUAGAUCUCCUCAUACUGAGCAACUUUGCCUCAAGAACCACUCCCGUCAAUCCAAUCACUUGUUAUAUUCUCGAUGUAAUAAACCAUAACUAAUUCGCUCAACCUCAAUAUCAUUUUCUGGACUCUCUAUAUCAAUGAAAUGACAAACUUUACCCUUUGGGUAGCUAUAAUGGGGUUGUUUAGAAAAGGGGUGUGUCCAAAUAUACUCAAAAGCCUAUAAAUCCUAAACAAAAAACUCAAAACUUUUCAAAACUAGAUGAGAUUGGACCAUAGUUGGCACUGUAACAGUUUAAAAAAAAAGCUUCAUAAACACUAUUUCUUUCGUAAUUGACCUGGAUUUGUCAAAAAUGCUUUUGUAAAUCAUUGAUUUGUGGUUACAGGCUUGCUAAAUAAUAUGUAAUGUCUGUUUUUUAUAGUGUUUGAACCCUGAUAAUCGCUGUAUUUAAACAUGAUUUUGUUAAAGUUGCUUUGCAGUCAGACGGUCUAAUUGAGUAGUGUUUUUUUUUUUUGUUUUUUUUUAAGUUUUGUGUGUGAUAUUCUUCAGGUGGUCAGUGAAGAAAGUGUGGGUGGGCCGUGGGUGGCCUGUCUGAGGUUGAUACUACUCUCAAAUAUAGUAGAACUGGUCUUGGUAUCAUUAGCAAAUGAAAAUAAUAUGUCAGCCAGUGAAGUGCACAGUACUUUUGGGCAUUAAUGAUCUUUUUCAGAAGGCAGAUGUGGCUCAAUUGGUGUGCUACCGCAGAUCAAUAUGUGUAAUGAUACAAUCACAAGAAACCGCAAACGAGUCGCUACUUUUCAUCUGUUCAUUUCUCUUCAACACUCAUUAUAGCAGCAUGUUGUGCUACUAGUUAGCAAAAUUAAUUCAGUCUGAUGACGCACGUUUUAAAGAUCAAUCCUGCGAAUGAUUUAAGCUGGUCUUGUUACCCAAUGGCGUGCCUGGAAAAAGAAAGGCAGACCCAUCAGAAAUGGUAAGUUGUGGGUUUUUUGUUGUCGUUUUUUUUUUUUUCUCCCUGAUUACCAUGACAACAACAUGCUGUUUUUGGCACACAAAUUUCCCUCAUUCAUCUGUUUGCCUUGUCUGCAGAGCCAAGACAUCGUCAGCAUCAAAAUAACUUCUCUUUGUCAAAUAUUUGUGUGGAAAAGCCUCUCUAGUCUCGUAUGCAUGUGGCCCAUGUUUGUCGUCGGUGAGAGACUGUCACCAGCUAAUGAGAAUUCUUACUCCUCCAUGAGCAAGUGUUGAAACUAUUUGAGUUUAACAAGCUGGAAAUAACUAUGCCACAUCAAAUGCCUUCAAGAGUUUCUUAAAAUCACAUUUGAUUAGAGCCAGACUAAUAUACAGCUUUUAUUGUAAACAGCUUUGAAUGGCCUAAAUUGAAGCUGAAGUUGAAGUUGAAAUAGAACAGCGUGUCAGGGCCACUUUUGUUGGCAAAUUGCAAAUCUUUCCAUCUUUAUCACUGUCUGUCUCCCUCUCUUCAGUUGCCUUUUAAAAGGUAAAAGGUUUUUUUUUUUCCCCCACUUUGUGAUGUUCAUUGUCCUAUAAAUACUAUUCCGGUUGCAUGUAUGAGCGUUAAUCUACAGUUUUGUUAGAUGCAAACUAUAAAUUAUGCUUUCUUUGUCACUCAAAUGCUAACAAUGAAAUAAUGGUUCUGAGUGGACCAAAGCAUGUUUGAGAACUGCAACGCUGCGGAACAGCCGAAGCUGAACUUUCGUCAGGCGGGCAGCACCCUCAGUCCAGCAGCCUCCAUUGACACAUCUGCAGGAUCAAAGACCGGAGGCAGCCAGCACCUAAAAAACGCCCUGAACUUGGGUAAAGCCAUGGGGGCGAAAGUAAACGACCUUCUCCGCCGAAAAGAUCCCAGCACCCUCGGAGACAUCGGCGUCACAGAGGUGAAUAAGAACGUGGAGCCGGUGUGGUCCAGCCUGGCUGAGAUGGGCCACACUACAGCAAGAAACAGUCACAUCUCCUUGGAUUCCUUCCCCCGGCUAGAUCCCCCACCUCCCACCGGCAAAAAGCGUCUUCCACGUGCCCUGAAGACCACCCAGGACAUGAUGAUAUCCUCUGACCCCGUGGUAGCCUCCCCAGAAUCCUCCUUCGUCUCCUCGCCCGAAAAGAUCUCCAAAGAUAAAGCUGAGCUUCAGCCCGAACCGAGCCCUGAAAAGCCCAGCUUUGAGAAACCUUCAGAAUCCGGCGACCGUGUCGACAGCCAGACGGAGAAGACGCCCGGUUUAGAACUAAAAAACGAGCCCACAGCUGUGGUGACGGAUGAGAAGAAUUCAGAGGAUGUCGAUCCAUCACAGCUGCUGCUCUCCGUUCCAGAUCUCAUUCACAAAGACAAUCUGGACCCAAAGAAACUGGCCGCCUCAGAAACUAGAAUGGCUUCCACCCCUUGUCCAGGGAAAGGGGGCUGCCGCAUCAGCGUCACCGAGGGGGAAUUGUUGGGGAACGGCACAGUGGAUUACCGGAUUUCCGUCAACUUGGAAAACGAAGAAUCUCACCCUGACCUGCUGUCAUUUGAAUAACAGGCUGGAGAUCCUUAAGAUCUUUGAUUCUCCAAGCGAUGACGAAAGUCAUUUAAACUGCUUUUAUUUUGCAUUUCAUAUUUUGCCUUUAUAGCAAAGUACCACUGAUUGUACUUAGUUAUGUCGUAGAUAUAAUUAUUGAAAUGAUGAAAUCACUAUUGUUUUAUAAUCGUAGCACCAUAAUUAAUUCAAAAGAUUGUAUUUUAAAGUAUUUGUGGACCUGUAUUAAAAAAAAAACAUGAUGAAUCAAUUCAUGAAUUAGAAACCAAAGUCAAUACUACACUGCAAAAAAGAGUUUUUAAUUAGUAUUUCUUGACUUUUUUUCCAGUUUAAUAUUCCACUAGAACUUAAAAAGACAACACUGCAUAAGAUAUUAAGAUUUGUUCUUGUAUCCUAAAUAUUAGUGAGUUUUGUAUUUCUUACUGCACUAGAAGAUUUUCACUUGUUUUAACUAUAAACAAAACUAAUGUUACAAAAGAUUUCGGGUUCAUACAAAUGCUGUGCUUAUGAACUUCAAAUCAAAUAAUCCUUAAACAAAUGUAAUCAAUCAGCAUAUUAGAAUGAUUUCUGAAGAAUCUUAAGACUGGAGUAAUGGCUGCUGAAAAUCCAGCUGUGCCAUCAUAGGAAUAAAUUAGAUUUUAAAAUAUAUUUAAAAAGAAAAAAAGCUAUUUUAAACUACUAUUUCACAGAUGUACUGUUUUUACUGUGUUUGGUCAGUUAAAUGCAGCCUUUGUGAAAGAGAGACUUCUUUUAAAAAAACCAAAAAAUCUUACCAGCCCCAACCUUAUAUUAUUGAAAAUGAGUCUUUGUAGUGUUGUAGAUUUUAUUUAUCUUGUUUAAAGACCAUUUUACUGGAAAAAUAUACAAAAAUACUAAUUAAGAAUAUACAGUUAAAGUCAAAAGUUUACAUACACCUUGCAGAAUCUGCAAAAUGUUAAUUGUUUUAAAAUAAGAGGGAUCAAAAUAAGAGGGAUCAUGCAAAAUGCAUGUUUUUUUUUUUGUUUUGUUUUUUUUAUUUAGUACUGACCUGAAUAAGAAAGAUGUUUACAUAUACUCCACAACAGAAAAUAACAGUUUAAUUUAUAAAAUGACUCACAUACAGCACAUACAGCACAUACACUUGAUUCUUAAUACUGUGUUGUUACCUGAACAAUCCACAGCUGUGUUUUUUUGUUUAGUGAUGGUUGCUCAUGAGUCCCUUGCUUGUCCUGAACAGUUAAACUACCCGCUGUUCUGUAGAAAAAUCCUUCAGGUUGCAAAAAUUUAGAUUUUCAGCGUUUUUGUGUAUUUGAACCCUGUCCAACAAUGACUGUAUGAUUUUGAGAUCCAUCUUUUUCUUCAGGACAACUGAAGGACUACUACAGAAGGUUCAAACACUCACUGAUGCUUCAGAAGGAAAAACUAUACAUUAAGAUCCAGGGGGUGAAAACUUUUGAACAGAAUGAAGAUGUGUACAUUUUUCUUAUUUUGACUAAAUAUCAUAUUUUUUUCAUUUAGUACUGCCCUUCAGAAGCUACAGAAGGUCCUUACAUGUUUCCCAGAAGACAAAAUAAGUUACAUUCACCCUGAUCUUCAAAUUCAAAAGUUUUCACCCUCCGACUCUUAAUGCAUUAUGUUUCCUUCUGAAGCAUCAGUGAGUGUUUGUACCUAUUGUAAUAAUUGCAUAUGAGUUUCUCAGUUGUCCUCAGUGUGAAAAGAUAGAUCUCAAAAUCAUACAUUCAUUAUUGGAAAGGGUUCAAAUAAAACAAAUUGCUGAAAAACCAAAGAAUUUGUGUGACCUGAAGGAUUUUUCUAAAGAACAACAGGCAGUUUAACUGACUCAUGAACACACACAAAAAAAAAACACAGCUUUAAAUCAUUCAGGUAGCAGCACAGCGUUAAGAAUCAAGUGUAUGUAAACUUUUAAGUCAUUUUUAUAAAUUCAUCUAUUAUUUUCUUUUGUAGACAAUAUGUAAACAUCUUUCAUGUGAAAUAUCUUAUUCAGGUCAGUACUAAAUAAAAAGUAACAAGCAUUUUGUAUGAUCCCUCUUUUAUUUUGGUCAAAUAAUUAACAUUUUGCAGAUUAUGCAAAGUGUAUGUAAACUUUUGACAUCAACUGUAAUUUUUGCAGUGUUACCAUUAUACCUCCAAAGCUGUCUUUGCAGUUCAUAAGUGGGCAGCAUUUCAUGUCUUAUGUGUUUUUUGUUUGUUCCAUAUCAAUUUUACAUCUGUCGCUUUCAAGUUUUCUCUGAACUAAUUUCUUUCUAGUUUCCACAUCUCUGAGCUUGUGCUCAAUGUCAUAAUCAGUGACUGUAUGAGCGAGCGCACAUGGCCUUGAGUCAGUCUAUAAAGCGUUAUGCACCUAACGCCAGCAGUAUGUACUGCUUCCAUGUUGUUUUUGACACUAUGCGACCUCUAGAUCAACUUUCUCAGUCUCAUGGAGAAAGUCUAGGAUCCUACCUAUGUAAGCCGUGUCAUAGCAAUAAUAGUCAAGGUGAUGAUGGCUGGAGGAAUGUCAGUAAUGAGGCUCAGUCAACAUGAAGGUAUGCAGAAGGGUUCCGAAAUUCCCUGGAAUGCCAUAACUCAACACUAAUCUCGAUUCUCAUCCUCAUGUUUGUGUAGACAGCCCGACUCCCAUGACAUUCUCUCAAGCCUGUUCUUUAUCCCACACAGUGGUUCCUCCAGAGAGAUUUCGGGCUAUUCUGAUGCUAACAAUGCCACUAUUUACGCUCCCGUUAUUUAUAGAGAUAUACUGACAUUCUGCGUAGAUGUACUGAGAUGUUGAUUGUAACUCAAAUCUGGGAUGAAAUAGCUGAUACGGAUUAUAAAAGAUGACUUAGAAGUUGUAUGUAUUGGCAUUAUAGCAUUAUCUAAGCGCUUUAUGAAUUUUUAUUUUUUUUUCAUACCAUGUUUUGGUAACACUACCAUUUGUGCAAUGACGCAUAAGAACUCAUAAUAGUGUAAACACUAAAAUGAGAAUUGAGAGUAAAGCAGAUACAUUUGCUGUUGAUAAAUCAAUAUGGACCACAUACUAUGUUACUUGACCGUCAGAUAUGAAGUCAAAGUAUUUUAUGAUGCCUGUGUAUAUGGUGAUAAAACAGCUGAAUGAAUGACAAAAAAGCAUAUUUAUCUUAUAGUUUAGCUUUUUUAGACGUUGUUUAGAGUUGAGAAGAUUCUUGAUGGAAACUUAAAGGAAUAGUUCACCCAAAAAUGAAAGUUGGAUGAAAAUCCAUGCACUCACCCUCAGGCCGUCCAAGAUGUAAAUGAGUUUUCUUCAUAGAAACAGGUUUGACAAAUGGGUGCUUAAAAAUUUCUUUAGAAGUAGUUUGGACUGUUUUUGCUUUUAAACGGUGCUUGAUCUGUACAUAUUUCUCCCUGAUUUAGGCCAGAUAGCAAUAUUAUGGAUUGAGAACUCUAAAUGUUAACUGAUGGACUGGAACUUGUGGAUUACUUGUGAAUUAUUGUGAUGUUUUUAUCAGCUGUUUGAACUCUCACUCUGACGGCACCCAUUCACUGUAGAGGUGAGCAAGUGAUGCAAUGCUAAAUUUUUCCAAAUCUGCUAAAGAAACAAACUCAUCUACAUCUUGGAUGGCCUGAGGGUGAGUAAAUUUUCAGCAAAUGUACAUUUUUGGGUGACUGUUCAUUUAACCUGAUGGAAAUGUUUUUUCAGUUUUUUUUUUCUGUGUAAUGAUUAAUGUAUUUUAAUUUCAAUCAAAGUGGUCCCAUCAUUGUCUGUUUGAAUGAAGAAAAAAAGAAUGUUGAAGGAAAAACGCAUGUAAAUGAAGGUUUUAUGAGUGCACUGAAUUGUAUUUCGAGAAGCUGGGUAUAUUAAAGUGAUUUCUCAUUAUGCUAACUGUCUAUUCAUGAUGAAGUUUGGGUCUGGGUGCCUUUAUUUUCAGUAAAUGGAUUUUAUGCAACUUAUUUUUCAUUCAGGGCAGUUUAUAGAGCAGAAUUUACAGGGUCUGCACCACUGGAAUUAAAUGGCCUGCUUUAUGGCAUAACAACAGUAAAGCAGGACUUGAUUGCUUCGAGUCCUGUGUGGUUUACCAGAACUGUUUCUUAACCAUGAGGUUACCGUCACUCCAAAUCCAGACUAAACUGUCUGGAUAUUUCAUUCCACUGUCCAACUUAAGAAAUAUUUCAUAGAUUGAUGCGCAUGGACAAUAUCACAUGUAUUUACAGCUGCUUUUAUCAUUUUACUACUUUUUAUUAGCUGCAAGGUUAUUAAAUAUAUAUAUAUAUUUUUUUUUUGUCUAGUUUGUCCACUUCCUCAACUAUUGUUUGAAAUUACUUUUUCAUUUGUUUCAUUCCAAAAUCAUUUUAUCUGUCACAAGACUGUAUUCUGGUGCUCUGUAUAGUUUUAUCUUCAAUUCAGCUUUUGCUGAACUCAAAAAUGACUGUUAACAAGACACAAGGUGUUAGAAGUAAUUCUCCAGUGAAUUUGGGGCAGUGGGUGGGAUCUUCAUCCUCUAUCCUGUUCUGUGACAGUCUCAGUGUUUAUUGUAGUCUUAUCCUGUUUUACAGUUUCCUUUCCUAAAAUAUAACCUUGUGUCCUAUUUUAUCACCAGCCAGACAUUGUGUUUAGACUGACUACUUUAAGCGUGAAGGUAGCUUUUAAUCUGAAGAAAAGAUUUUGUCAUACGGGUGGAAUAAUGGACAACAGCAGAGUACUGAGAUCAGUUUUUUUUUUUUUUUUUAAGAGUUUAAUUAUUUUUCUCUCAGUAUGUGUUAUAUAUGGGGUUGGUGUGGAAUUGAACUCAUGGUCAUUGUUACAGCAGCCCACUUUGCUCUAAACAUGUCUCACCUGUUCCUGUGCAAUUCAGUCUGUUCAUCAUUGUAAUUGUUGUACUUGUACUUGUGAUUAAGUACAUUAUGAAAUAAAAUGUGAUUCGGGCAAAUGACA